GCGGCCGGCGCGCCUCGUUCAGCGACGCGGUCGAGGAAAUCCUUGCCGAGGCCGAGGGCGGCGCGAGGCUCGCCGGGCCAAGGACUUCCAGCCCGUGGCCUCGCGUGCCGAGAGGUGCCGCGCGGCAGGCCGAGGCGGGCGGCGUGGGCGGCGGGACGCGUGCCAUCGUCGAGGGCCUCCGGGCCGACGCGGAGGUCGCGGGCACGCGCGGAGCGGAGCGGCAGCCUUCCCCGGCCCCCGCGAAGGCGGCUCGAGGCGGUCGUGCUUCGGGGGCGCCUGCGCUGCAGGCGCCUCGUGCUCGCCGGACGUCGUGGGGCACCUCGUCGACUGCAGAGUCCUCGCCGGAGACCGACUGCUCGAGCAGCAGCCCACCCACGUCCGCGCUGGAGGACAGCGAGGCGGAGGAGGUCGCCGAGGAGACCUCGUUCGCGAAGACGGCCCAGGUGCGGCGCAUUCGGCGCAGCGUCACGGCCAACCACGGACCGGGCCUUCCUCCUGGCGCUCUGCCAGCACCAACGAUGUCGAGGAUACUCUCACGGCGUCGAGGAUCCUGUCUCCAUGUGCGUACCAGCUGA
Molecule: messenger RNA, 575 nt
Organism: Prorocentrum cordatum
Lineage: Eukaryota; Dinophyceae; Prorocentrales; Prorocentraceae
Source: the annotation of a GenBank genome assembly